AUGGAGCGCAUCGCUGAUGGCGCCAUCGCGGAGCUGGCGAAUAGCAAGCUUCGUUUUGUACAUAUUCGACAUGAGGCUCUUGAAGAGAGGAGCGACGUGUCUCAGACGGCCUUGGACUACGCGUGGCAGGUGGUUGGCCAGGAUGCCCCUUUGCACGCAGCCCUGGACGAGGUGGGAUUCACCGACGAGCUCAGGAUGAAACCUGUUUGCGAGCUUUCAGGAGGUUGGCGUGUAAGGCUUUUGCUAGCGACAGCAGUCGCCCGUGCUGCAGAUGUGCUGCUCUUGGACGAGCCGACGAAUCACUUAGACUCGCAGGCAGUGUCCUGGCUGGUGAGCUACUUGAACCACCGCAAGUCCACUUCUGUGGUGGUUUCACAUGACGCGCUGUUCCUGGACCAAAUCUGCACCGACAUCAUCCACUUCGAUGAGUGUCAGCUGAAGUACUACCGCGGCAACUUCAGCGUCUUCCAGCAGCAGGCUCCACAGUUCCACCCAAGGGACUUGCUGAAGGUCCGCUCCGAGAGCCAGCCAGAAAUGGCGUCCGUGCGGAAGGCUGUCCCAACGCCCCAAGGAGGCUAUCGCAUGGCCUUGCCAGUGCCCGGAAAGGAAGCCUGUGUUGGAGCUGAAGGAUGUCUCUUUUAG
Molecule: messenger RNA, 642 nt
Organism: Durusdinium trenchii
Lineage: Eukaryota; Dinophyceae; Suessiales; Symbiodiniaceae
Source: the annotation of a GenBank genome assembly